CGUUUCGGGUGGGAUGCAUCAGUAGUUGCCUUGGAACCGGAGGACAGUUCAGUCAUGUAGCUCGCUCCGCCCCAUGCUGUUUUGAGUAUUCGCCCCGAACUGCUCUUUGUCUUGUGUCGAGUCGUCAUUCGGUGAACCAGAAACCCGGGAUCGAACAAGUAGAUCGAUGGAUGGCCGAAGAGAUGCCCAGCCAUGAGUAAAACACAAUACCCACUUUUGUUGAAAUACGAAAGCAGCAAAUGGAAAGCAUCCCAAGGACUGGUCAGCCAUGCGAGAUCACCUGAAACAUGAUGUCGAUGAAUGACAUUCUCCGCUCAUUGUAUUCGAGGACAUGGCGGGAUCACCAGUCAUUUGGAGCUGGGCAUGAUGCUAUGGCUUUUAUGCACUCUUGGUCGGUGACAGGUUCUGGGUGCAAGAAUGACUUUCGUAAUCAUCCACCAUUGAAACACGAAGGGCAGAAAUCGUCUGGGACAGGCCGCGCAGACGAGGCGCUUAGUGCUGUCCUAUGAAUGGGGACGGUGUGAUGUGGCGGGG
This is a messenger RNA of Aspergillus ibericus CBS 121593, 534 nucleotides long. RefSeq lists its product as uncharacterized. The coding region runs from base 291 to 509 and encodes 72 amino acids. Lineage: Eukaryota; Fungi; Ascomycota; Eurotiomycetes; Eurotiales; Aspergillaceae. The record is from RefSeq and is a predicted model, not a curated record. The transcript is spliced from 2 exons.